This is a messenger RNA of Lachancea fermentati, 1530 nucleotides long. Lineage: Eukaryota; Fungi; Ascomycota; Saccharomycetes; Saccharomycetales; Saccharomycetaceae. The record is from the annotation of a GenBank genome assembly.
AUGUCUGGUAGUGGAAUUAUUGCUCAAGCGCCAGUUUUGGCAAAAGAACCGAUUGAUAUUGAAGUUACAUCUAGUAUCUCCCAAGAGCACAGAGAGCAUGAACAAAGUUCAAAGAAACUCGGUAUCUUUCAACCUUGGUACGAACCCGGCACAAGCUCAAGAGAAAAGUGGCUUAUCUUCAAGUUGGAUGUGUUUAUACUAAGCUAUUCUUGUCUGGCAUGGUUUUUAAAAUACCUCGAUCAGCAGAAUGUUACAAAUGCCUAUGCAAAUGGCAUGAUGGAAGAUAUGAAGAUGAACAGCAAUCAACUUUCGUGGCUGAAUACUUACUUUGCAAUUGGAUCUAUUGUAGGAAGUGUCCCGGCAAGUAUUUUAAUAACCCAUGUUCGGCCGAAUAUUUAUCUUCCGGUCGUGGACUUUCUUUGGUCUCUGUUUGUUCUACUUUUGUACAAAUGUACAAAAAUAGAGCAAAUGUAUGCACUUAGAUUUUUGUGCGGUUUUGCAGAAUCCAGUGCAAACCCUUGUAUUCAUUUCCUACUUGGAAGCUUCUAUAAAAGCUCAGAACUUGGUAGAAGAUCUGCAUUUUUCAUUAUCUCUGGGGUAAUAUCACAAGCUAUUUCGUCGUUCAUAAUGAAUGGUCUGGACCACAGUUUGGAUGGAAAGCAAGGUCUUCCUGCCUGGAAGUGGCUUUUUAUAAUUGACUUUGUUAUCGGGAUGCCUAUAGUUGUUUGGGGCUACUUCGCCAUUCCCCAGUUGCCUGCUCGAGGAGCAAAGGCAUUUUACUUGAACGAAUGGGAACGUCAGCGAAUCAGCGAGAGAAUUGAAGAGGACGGUAGGACCCAAAUUGACAAAAAAUGGAAUAAAAAAACUAUUUGCGAUGUGCUUGGCGCUUGGCAACCAUGGGCUUUCACUUUGGCCUACUCUUUUUGGCAACUUACUGCUGCAUCAUACUCUAUGCAGUUCUUUACUUUGUACUUGAAAGCAAAGAAAAUUUACACUCAGACACAGAUAAAUUACAUACCCGACGCGAUAAGCUGUGUAAAUCUGGUAACGAUGAUAUCGAGUGGUAUUGUUGUUGACUUGAUAAGAAGAAGGUGGCCGGUUUGUCUUUUCGUCGGUCUGUUGCUGACGGUGGCAUUUGCCAUCCUGAGGUCUCCUAACGAAAGUGUUAAACUGAGAUUCUUUGGUUACAUCUUGACCGGAGUGUAUGGUUGUUACACACCUAUUCUUUCGGGUUGGGCUAACAUAGCCUGUGGGAACGAUCCAAAACUCAGGGCAUUUUCUUUAUCGAUAAUGAUUGCAAUUGGGACAGCCGUUGGCACCCCUUUUCAACAAUAUGUCUUCCCUAGUAGUGAGGCACCUUUUUAUAAUUCGACAAAUGGUUUUUCUUAUGCAUUAGGAUUUACGGUUCUUCUGACUAUUUGGACUGGUGUGGGGCUUCCACUCAUUGAGGCGCGAUUUACAAAAAAGCUGACUGAAUCAACUUCCUCAGAAAUUGAUAGCGAAGCGAAGGGUGAUCAAAUUUCCAUGUGA